AUGAAACAUCUUCUUGCCCAUUUCCCAACCAUCUUGGCCAUCUAUUGUUUCUGCAUGCUACAGAUUCCCUCCUCAGGAUUUCCUCGACAUUUAGCUGAUCCUCCAGGUGGCUUGGAUAUUGUGCAGCUUGAGCGGCUGGCAUAUUGGGCAACUCUUUCUAGACAACCCAAGGAUGACCAAGACAUCUGCAAAAGGUUUCUAUUUCACUACUCCAGAAACCAGGAGCCGACACAUCCAGUUAAAACUGGGUUUCGUCCUGUGCACCCUCUAAUGCGUCUGGCUGCGAAGCUCGCGAACCGCAGGAUGAAAAGAUUUCGCCAGCGCGAUUCGGGGGCUGCUGCAGCAGAUUUUACCAAAAAGGAUCACACUGCCAUGUUGGGAAGACCGUUUUUCCUUUUCAGGCCGAGGAAUGGAAGAAACCUUGAUGUUAACAUCUGGUAG
Camelus dromedarius (Arabian camel) is the source of this 441-nucleotide messenger RNA. It is a transcript of the gene NMS, whose product is annotated as neuromedin S. Bases 1 to 441 code for a protein of 146 amino acids. The transcript is spliced from 9 exons. The record is from RefSeq and is a predicted model, not a curated record. NCBI's taxonomy places the organism in Eukaryota, Metazoa, Chordata, Mammalia, Artiodactyla, Camelidae.